Phytophthora nicotianae INRA-310 is the source of this 504-nucleotide messenger RNA. RefSeq lists its product as hypothetical. The transcript has a single exon. The record is from RefSeq and is a predicted model, not a curated record. Lineage: Eukaryota; Oomycota; Peronosporomycetes; Peronosporales; Peronosporaceae. Bases 1 to 504 code for a protein of 167 amino acids.
AUGCACCAGCAGCCUCCGUCAUCGCAGACUUCGCAGCAUUCCCAGUACUCGCAGCAUUCCCAGGAGACGCCGACCGCACGCCCUGCGUUGCAGAAGCCAGCUCCGUUGGGUUUAUCAGGUGACACGAGUUCUUCAAGCCAACCCAAGACUUUAGCCUCUGAUCUCGCCGCUGAGGUGGCUGCUUCGCUGCCGCCUACAGAUGCUGCCACUUCUCGAGGUGGUAGUACUCAACAUGGCUUUGGAAACGCGGCCCCAUCUGCCGAUAGCGUGUUCAGCAGUGACAUCGACCGCAGUGCCUCUUCACAUUUUGGUGGAGGUGCGCAAGCUUCUGCAGAUGCCGUAUUUGGUGGGUAUUCACGGUCGGAUAACAACGUAGCGUGCCCCUUCGGACAGCAGUCAAGCGCACCAAGCGCUUCAUACGGCGGGACUCAGAGCUACAGCCAGUAUGCAUGUAACCCAAAAUGGGCUGAAAUCGCCACUACAGAGAUCAACUGCAUAAAAUAG